Phytophthora sojae is the source of this 1430-nucleotide messenger RNA. RefSeq lists its product as hypothetical. The transcript is spliced from 3 exons. The coding region runs from base 9 to 1430 and encodes 473 amino acids. Gene Ontology annotation, cellular component: mitochondrion. Lineage: Eukaryota; Oomycota; Peronosporomycetes; Peronosporales; Peronosporaceae. The record is from RefSeq and is a predicted model, not a curated record. Gene Ontology annotation, biological process: positive regulation of mitochondrial fission.
GCGUCGUCAUGUCCCUGGACCUGGCGGUGACCCCGACCCCGGCGGCAGCGCGCGGCGCCUCCUGCUCCGUGAAGACGGAGGCCGUGCGCAUCCAGGAGCUGUCGCUGGGCGGUGGCGAGCGUGAGCGCGAGCGCGACGUGGGCAGCCGCACUUCGCCCAAGCGCAAGCAGCGCCCGCCCAGCGGAACGGUGCCGACGGACCUCACGUCGCUGGCGCCGGAGCUGCCGACGGACAAGCGGCGCGGCAACAAGCGCGCGCUGCUGCAGAGCCCCGCGCCCAUCGACAGGCGGCGCGACGGCGAGGUGGUGGAGGUCGAGGGGCUGCUCGUCGUGGCAGAGCAGGUGGACAGGGCCCAGAUGCAGCAGAAGCAGAACCCGCCGGUGUUCCGGACGUUGGGAUCGAUCUACUGCGUGCUGGUGCGGAAGCAAUGCGGACUGUUCCUGGAGACGGUGUCCAAAGACAGCCACCACACUAUUGUGCUGGAUGUAGACGCCAUGGACUUGAUCCACGAGCCGUUUAAGCAAGACAGGAAGUUCCAGCUGCGGUACCGAUCUCCGGGGCUGGGAGACAGUGACAAUGGACAGCGAGCGCCGUCCUAUGCGUUCAUGCCGUCAACGAAGGUGGAGCGUGUCGAGUGGGUCAAUGCCAUUCUCAGGUGCCAAGCUUCUGCCGACGGCAAAGACCAAGAUAAUAGCUCGCCAAACGAGGUUUAUCUGCAGCAGGCGCAGCCGUCUCUUGGAGAGUUUGUGUACUCCACGCCGCCCAUCAAGCACUUCAUUCUGAUACGCCACGGCCACUACAUCAACGCCCACGUGCCGCAAGCGUCCGACUCGGAGCAAGUGCUCUCGCAAAUGGGCAGGCAGCAGGCUGAGCUCACUGGCAAGUGUCUGGGGAUGGCGCACAACCGGAUCCCCACGCGGCACGACGUCACUAUCUACCACAGCGACAUGACGCGCGCUGUUGAGACGGCCGGCAUCAUUGCCAACAACUUCGGAGAGGUCUCGGUGAACGCUAGCCCCAUGCUGCGCGAGGGCUGGCCUGGUACGCCGUACUCGACCGACUUCCCUGUGGGUGGAGCUGUUGCAGCGCGCAACAACAGCGCGUUUGACGCCAUGCAGGAGCGUAGUCGUGUGGAUGUCGAGCGUAUGGGGAAGGCCUUCAACUGGUUCUUUACGGACUCGGGCGAGGCCCAGGAGAAGAGCGACGAGGAGUCGUACUGUGUACUUGUGUGUCAUGCCAACCUGAUCCGGUUCUUCUUGUGUCGUGCACUUGGUGUGAACCCUGCGAACACGUGGGGUCACUUCGAGAUCAACCACUGCGGCGUCACGCGCAUCGACGUGUGCGCCAACCGACCGCUCAAGGUCAUUGCAGUGAACGAGACCGGCCACUUGCCGCAGUCCCUCAUCACGUCCAGCGAAGAUCAUCUAUAA